Prunus mume (Japanese apricot) is the source of this 1619-nucleotide messenger RNA. Its product is annotated as Sec14p-like phosphatidylinositol transfer family protein. NCBI's taxonomy places the organism in Eukaryota, Viridiplantae, Streptophyta, Magnoliopsida, Rosales, Rosaceae. The record is from RefSeq and is a predicted model, not a curated record. Gene Ontology annotation, molecular function: phosphatidylinositol transfer activity.
GCAGACAAGCAUAUAAACAGAGACCACCUGUUUCCAGGGCCCAUAUGUGGAAAUAUCUCCUGGUGAACGGUCAACAAUCAAUAUUGUUCAUUUAAUUUUCUUUCGGGUCAUUAAUUUUUUCAUUCAGGUUCAGUUUUUUGUGGAGCAUUGGGUUAUUUCAUUGUUGACUUCUGGGUCUUGUCUGUUUUUUCUUUCUUGGAAGAUGGGGUUGGUUGAAUCACGUUUCAUUAGUUGAUGUAUAGCGCAAUUUGCGUGAUUGCUCUUCAUUUAUUUAUCAUUUUAUCUGCACCUCUUGAGAUACUGGAAGCUGGAAUCACUCUGGUGAAUUUGAACUCAAUUUCCAAACGAUUUUUGUUUCAAAUAAUCUGUGAGCAUGUUUCGCCUCUGGAGCAGUUCCCAUCACCAAGACAAUGAUCCGUUGCAGCAUGAAGUGAAGAUCAACGAGCUGAAGGCUGCAAUUGGACCGCUAUCUGGGCGUAGUUUACAGUUCUGCACUGAUGCGUGCUUCAGGAGAUAUUUGGAGGCAAGGAAUUGGAACGUAGACAAAGCCAAGAAAAUGUUGGAAGAAACACUUAAGUGGAGAUCAACCUACAAGCCUGAGGAAAUCUGCUGGCGCGAAGUUGCAAAUGAGGGUGAGACUGGAAAAGUUUACAGAGCAAGUUUUCGUGAUCGUAGCGGGAGGACUGUUCUUAUACUGAGACCAGGAAUGCAGAACACGGUAUCAAUAGACAAUCAAAUGCGUCAUCUAGUCUAUCUCAUAGAGAAUGCUGUCUUCAACCUUCCCGAGGGCCAAGAACAGAUGGCGUGGUUGAUAGACUUCACCGGGUGGACACUAAGUACUACUGUGCCUGUCAAAUCUGCACGAGACACCAUCAAUAUUUUACAGAACCACUACCCUGAGAGAUUAGCCGUAGCGUUUCUCUACAACCCCCCGCGGAUUUUUGAAGCAUUUUGGAAGAUUGUCAAGUACUUCUUGGACAACAAGACAUUCCACAAGGUCAAGUUUGUUUACCCCAAGAAUAAAGACAGCGUGGAGCUUAUGAAGCAAUAUUUUGAUGAGAAAAAUCUCCCUACUGAGUUUGGAGGGCAUGCCAUACUAAACUAUGACCAUGAGGAGUUCUCGAAAUUAAUGACUCAAGAUGAUGUGAGAUCAGCUGCCUUUUGGGGUCGCGAUGACAAGCUACCACAUUAUGGUAAUGGGCAUUCUGGAGCCGAAGUGGCUCCUGAACCGGUGUGCCUUGCACCGGUAGCCAGCUGAAUCAUCACCGGAAACCUCCAUAGCAGGAGCUCAUAAGUAUAUGAGAAUAAGUGAGUUGGACUAACUGGGUGAGCUGGUAAGCUAACAUGAGCUUAGAGCCUUGCAAGCAACAAUCCGGCAGGAAUUUUAUUAGUUCCUUGGGGACCUUUUCUCUUGCAGGAGAGGUAUCUGAGUGCCUUGGCGAGAGAGACUACAUUACAACUAGACAUGUUUAGUUACUACAUUACCAUUUAAAAAACGAAGUAGCAAUCAGAUUUUAUUUUAUUAUAUUAUAUGGAUAUUGUGCCUUAUCUGAUAUAUACCUCUCAAAUCCUAUGCCAAAGUGAUAGGAUCAUUUGACUUCAACUGAGAAAUUAAAGCA